This is a messenger RNA of Austrofundulus limnaeus, 1049 nucleotides long. Its product is annotated as P2Y purinoceptor 1-like. Gene Ontology annotation, biological process: G protein-coupled receptor signaling pathway. The record is from RefSeq and is a predicted model, not a curated record. NCBI's taxonomy places the organism in Eukaryota, Metazoa, Chordata, Actinopteri, Cyprinodontiformes, Rivulidae. Gene Ontology annotation, molecular function: neuropeptide receptor activity. Bases 33 to 1049 code for a protein of 338 amino acids. The transcript has a single exon. Gene Ontology annotation, cellular component: membrane.
CCAAAUGAGGCAUACUUCUUUUUCUGUCGAGGAUGAACAGCAGCACACUCAUCUGGAGGAGGAACGCUGAAACGAUGAAUACAUCUUGCCAAGAGAUCAGCUUUAGCUUCCCAAAGAAAUUCUUACCUCCUGUUUUUAUCUUAGUAUUUGUUGUUGGGCUGGCAGCUAACGGAUGGGGACUGAAGUCUUUGCUGCACAACUGGAAGAAGCUGGGGGAUGUAAAUGUCUUCGUUCUUAAUCUUGGACUUGCAGACAUGUUGUAUCUGCUGACACUUCCCUUCCUGGUGGUGUACUACGUUAAAGAAAAUACAUGGAUCUUUGGAGACAAGUUCUGCAAGGUGACAAGAUUCUGCUUCAACCUGAAUCUGUACUGCAGCAUCGGCUUCCUCACCUGUAUAAGUGUGUACAGGUACCUGGCCAUUGUCCAUCCAAUGAGAGUGAUGGGAAGAUUAACUGUGACUCACUCUGUGAUCAUCUCAGUCCUGGUUUGGAUCCUGGUGGGUGUUCAAAGUCUGCCAGAUAUGUUUUUCCCCAAAACAUCUGAAAACAGGACUGGAGAUUGUUUUGAUACCACCUCURAUGAAUAUGUUGAGGAUUACCUGACGUACAGCUUCAGCUGGACACUGAUUGGAUUUGGUAUUCCCUCUUUCAUCGUUCUGGGCUGCUAUGGACAUGUGAUUGUUGUUCUCUGCUGCAACAACAACAUUGAUAAGGUACUGAAGCAAAGAAGCUUGAAGUUGCUUAUAAUUUUAAUUAUUCUCUUCUCGAUUUGUUAUAUCCCUUAUCAUGUACUCAAAAACCUCAACCUCUGGUCAAGAGUUCUGUCCAAACAGAGAACAUGUCCCCGAUGGGCCAAUGGAGUCUAUAUCACCCAUCGGAUCACUCGUGGACUUGUGUGUCUGAACAGUGCUCUGAACCCUCUGGUUUACCUCCAUGUCAAUGAGGAUAUUUCUGCUCAGUUCAGACAGCUGCUCCAGAGGUUCCGCCAAGCUGCCGCUCAGCUGUAUACCAACACACAACCUCUUCUAACAUCGUUUCAAAAUGUGUGA